This is a messenger RNA of Corylus avellana, 666 nucleotides long. RefSeq lists its product as uncharacterized. The record is from RefSeq and is a predicted model, not a curated record. Lineage: Eukaryota; Viridiplantae; Streptophyta; Magnoliopsida; Fagales; Betulaceae.
ACAAAUCAAUUUUCCUUUUUUCUUGUCUUCUUCAACCUUUCUCUCACUAGCGUAUAGGGAGAGGGAAAGAGAAAGAGAAAGACAAAAAGAGAGAAGAUUAUUUAGAUUCAAGGAUGGGUAAUUGUGCUGGUUCGCCCAAAACCAAGGGAGACAACGAUGCGCUGCCGGCACCUGAGCCGGCCAAGGACGAGUUGGCGCAGGUGAUCGACGAGGAGCCCAAGCUUCAGCCUGAAGAGAAGAAGGAAGAUGGACAUGAUGACAAACAGAACCAUGGUGGCGACAACUCCGUCGUCGAUGACAAUAACGCCUCGUCUCUUGUCUCCUUGCUCGAUGAGAAGGAAAAAAAGAAAGAAGCAAAAGAGAAUGAAAGGGCAAUCGAAGUUCCAUCAGAAAGUAAAGAAGAAGAAAAGCCAAAGACUGAGGAGGAGGUGGAGGCAAAGGAAGAAGAGAAGCCAAAGACUGAUCAUGAAGUAAAGGUUGAAGGUGAAGCAGCCAUGAAAGCAUUUGAGGCUCCAGCAGAUGCAAAAGCCGGCGAAGCAGAGGAGAAGAAAGCAGCAGAUAAUUAAGUGCUUGUGUCCAUGUAAUUUUAAGAGGCCAUUUACAGAAAAAUGCAGCUUUUAUUUCUAUUUUGUUCCCAAGAGAAAUUCAGUGAUGUGGUGCUUCAUU